CAAUGUUAGCUCAGCUUUGCAUCCAAAGUAGAUAUGAUGACGACUAAUCUUAACGUAAGGACCGUUUGUGUUCCUAAUUGUACUUAUAAGCAAGUUUUGGGUGCCAAUUGAACUCUUUCAGCAUCAUUCACCAAGUUUAUUACACUUUGCAACUUUAUUACAAAACGGGUUGUUAUGUGCAUUUUACUUUGUAAUAAGACUCUCAACCCGUUUUGUAAUAAUUAUUACACUUUGAAACGAUUCCAAUGUUAGGUCAACUUUGCAUCCAAAGUAGAUAUGAUGACGACUAAUCUUAACGUAAGGACCGUUUGUGUUCCUAAUUGUACUUAUAAGCAAGUUUUGGGUGCCAAUUGAACUCUUUCAGCAUCAUUCACCAAGUUUAUUACACUUUGCAACUUUAUUACAAAACGGGUUGUUAUGUGCAUUUCACUUUGUAAUACGACUCUCAACCCGUUUUGUAAUAAGUAUUACACUUUGAAACGAUUCCAAUGUUGGGUCAACUUUGCAUUCAAAGUAGAUAUGAUGACGACCAAUCUUAACGUAAAUACUGUUUGUGUUCCUAAUUGAACUUAUCAGCAAGUUAUGGCUGCCAAUUGAACACUUUCAGCAUCAUUCACCAAGUUUAUUACACUUUGCAACUUUAUUAUAAAACGGGUUGCUAUGUGCAUUUCACUUUGUAAUACGACUCUCAACCCGUUUUGUAAUAAUUAUUACACUUUGCAACUUUAUUACAAAACGAGUUGGAACAGAGCAUAACCGACCAAUGUAUCAUCAGCUGACUCGUAAAAAAAUAUAUGAUGGAUUCUAAAAACAUGCGUGUGUUAUGACCUCAUUUAUGAUGAAGCUGAAUACACAUGCUUAAUUUAUUCAUAAACAAAUGUAAAAGGAAAGCUACAUUUAGGGGAUUAUGAAUUGCAGAAACCCAAGGUCUUUGAAAGUCAGCAUAUGACUUCUGCAAAUGGCAAUUCCCUGAAAAAAGCGUUAUCUCUAACAUAGUUAAAAUGUCCUUUGCAUCGUGUCCUUAAAUAAUCAAAUAAAAUUGAACAACAAAUUCAACCAAUAUAUCAUCAGCUGACUAGUGAAGUGUCAUGGUCGUUUACAUUAUAUGCAAAUAAGAGUCUCACAAGUUCCUUUUUAUUGCUGUCACAAGGUCUCAAGCAAACACUAUACAGCAAAGGUCUGCAAUCUGACUCGUCCAAGCCUGGAGAUUGGAUCGGGAAAAGCUGUCCGUGUGCAAGCAACACCGACUGCCUCACCGCGGCUCCCGCCAGCAGACGCAAAACUCCACUCUGCCUGCUUAUCCGGGGACCUAUCAGCUGUGCGACGCAUCUUGUCUGUGGGUCAGGCGGACAUUAACUGCAGGCAGAAUAGUAGAACACCGGUGAUGAAUGCAGCAAUAAAGGGAUUUAGAGAAGUGGUAGAGUUACUCGUGACUUACGAAGCUGAUGUGUCACUCGUGGAUAAGAACGGUGACAACAUCCUUCACUUGGCCUGCUGGAGGGGUGAAAUGGAGGUGGUGAAUUAUGUCCUGUCUCAAUGCUUGGUGAACAUCGACGCUAGAGGAUGGAUGAAGCAGACAGCAGUGAUGAGGGCAGCACGAAAUAGGCACAGAGAAGUGAUGAGGUUACUAGUGAGUAAGGGAGCUAAUGUGUCACUCGUGGAUAAUAGCGGUAACAACAUCCUUCACAUGGUUUGCUUGCAAAGAGAUUUGGAGGCGGUGAAGUAUGUGCUCUCACAGGACAUGGUGGGUGUUAACGAUAGAGGAUGGUACGAGAGGACACCGGUGAUGAGGGCAGCUGAGAAGGGAUAUAAAGGGGUGGUAGAGCUACUCGUGCAUAAAGGAGCUAAUGUGACGCUAGUGGAUAAAGACGGUAAUAACAUCCUUCACUUAGCCUGUCAGAAAACCAAUGUGGAGAUGGUGAAGUAUGUCCUCUCACAGGACAUGGUGGACGUAGACGCCAGGAACAACAAAGGACAGAAUGCAGUCAUGAUAGUGAAAUCCUUGAAAUGGCUUGACGUGCUUGAUCUUCUUGUGUCCCAUGGCGCUCACGCGCAGUAGGUGAGAUGUUUGUGGUCAUGAUUAAGGUUAGAUGAUUUCUUCAUGUUUAAAGAGAAAUGAAAUAUGUCAAAAUUACAUUUGGUUACUCUCUCAUUUCAAAUAAAAGCGGCUCUGCUCGAUGAGGUAGAAAGAUUGAUGAUUAAAUUAUAUAAGAAGAGAUUUAUAACAUAUCAUAAUAACAUUCUUCUUUAAUUGUCAGACAUAAACAUUUGGAAAAGUAAACUAGAAUCACAAAAGUAUUAGUUUACCAAUCAGAGCACCCUGUAACCUCUAAAUCAGAGUUCCGGCGAGCUGGUGUUAAACGCUGAUAAUUAUAAUCUUGGGAGUAAUAAAUACCUGUCACUCUCUGUAAGAAGAUACACAUUAGUCAUAUAGCUAUAGUUCUAUUGCGUGUCGCAUAAGAAGAAACUGGCUCCUAGGCGCCAGUUGCCCAAUACAUGAAUACUUGCUCCGAGCGCUUGGAAAUGCAGCAGAUUUACAUGCAAUGCAGGGGAUGCUGUCUGAUGAUGGGGGGGCUACAAUGCCUGGACAUCCGAGCGGACAUCAGCAUAUGUACAUCCAACUGUCGUUCCCGAUACUGAAUUGUAUAGAGCUAUUAUCAGUUACGGAUUACUUGUAUAGUAACCCAUCCUGAAAACUUGAAAUUAAAUUUUACAAAUAUGGAAUUUCUUA
This is a messenger RNA of Haliotis rufescens (red abalone), 2731 nucleotides long. RefSeq names its product 26S proteasome non-ATPase regulatory subunit 10-like. Gene Ontology annotation, molecular function: protein binding. The transcript has 2 exons. Lineage: Eukaryota; Metazoa; Mollusca; Gastropoda; Lepetellida; Haliotidae. The record is from RefSeq and is a predicted model, not a curated record. Bases 1106 to 2059 code for a protein of 317 amino acids.